AUGUUCCGUUCAUUGGUCGGGCGACGAACGACGAUAGUGCACACCAGCAGAACGCGGCUAGUUGCCGUGGUGUCUCCCUAUCCGAUCUUCUACCUGUUUCUGUUGCUGCGAGCUGGCAGCAGUGCCAAGCUGUCACCCGCAGCCAACAACCGACAGAUUGAGCAGCGGUUUGCGAUGGAACCGCAGGACCAGACGGCCAUCGUCGGUUCGAGAGUAACGCUGCCCUGUCGGGUGGUCAACAAGUCAGGCCAAUUGCAGUGGACCAAAGAUGAUUUCGGUUUAGGCACACAUCGGAAUUUGAGUGGAUUUGAGCGGUACACAAUGGUGGGAAGUGAUGAGGAGGGUGACUUCUCGUUGGACAUCUCUCCGGUAAUGCUGGAUGACGACGCCAGGUAUCAGUGUCAAGUAGGACCCGGAAGAGGAGGAACUCCUGGAAUUCGAUCAAGGUUUGCCAAGCUUACCGUGUUGGUACCGCCCGAAGCACCGAAAAUCGUCCAAGGUGACUUCAUGGUCACGACGGAGGAUCGCGAGAUCGAGCUGGAGUGUGUGUCGGUCGGUGGUAAACCGGCCGCGGAAAUAACCUGGAUCGAUGGGUUGGGCAAUGUGCUGACGAAGGGCAUCGAGUACAUGAAGGAACCGUUGCGAGAUGCGCGUCGCUACACCGCCAAAUCGAUACUGAAGCUUACACCGAAAAAGGAACAUCACAACACCACGUUCACCUGCCAGGCGCAGAAUACAGCCGACCGGACGUAUCGUUCCGUACGGUUGAAGCUGGAGGUGAAGUAUGCGCCGAAGGUGAAAAUUGCCGUCAUAGGAGGUGCACUCAACGGGGGCCGUAUUCUCGAAGGUACGGAGGUCCGGUUGUCCUGUCGAGCGGACGCGAACCCACCAGAUGUGACCUUCCGCUGGUAUGUUGGUGAGGAGCUGUCUGAAGCUAAUCAUGCAUCAGAACUGCUUAUUGCCAACAUUUCGCGGCGAUAUCACGGCACUACAGUCAGGUGCGAGGUGCGCAAUGCGGUCGGCAAGAGUGAGGAGAGCGUAACGCUGGACAUCAGCUACGGGCCCAGCUUUCACGCUCUGCCCCAAUCGGUCGAGGCUGACCAAGACGCUACCGUAACGCUGAGCUGUGAUAUUGAUGGGAACCCACCGCCGGACGUCCUCUGGAUACACGAACCUUCCGAUCAGGUCGUAUCAAGCGCUACCAACGUAUCGCUCGUCGUCACCUCCGCCACGGCCGGUCGGUAUUAUUGCAAAGCGAGCGUCCAAGGAUUCGCCGAGAUAGAAGCCGAAGCUACCGUUUAUCUGCGUGGCCCACCGGCGAUCAACUCACCGCGCCAACAGUACGGAGCCGUGCAUGAUAGUGCCCAACUAGAGUGUGUUGCGCUCUCAAUCCCAAAGCCCCGACAUGUGCUGUGGUCGUUUAACGGGCGUGAAAUUAACGUUAGCUCUGAGCCAAGCGCUGCCGAAUAUCGGGCACUUGACAUUCCCAUACCGAACGGUGUCCGAUCAACGCUAAUCAUUCACCACUGUCAGCGGGAACACUUUGGCCGUUACAAUUGUACUGUCGUAAACGAUUACGGUAUGGACUUUCUGGAAAUUGACUUCGUCUCCAAAGAACAAAAUCUGUUACCAGUUAUAGUGUUGGGCUCUCUUGGAGGCAUAACGUUUUUAAUCAUUGUCAUCGUGAUUGUCAUCUGCUUGUGCAGUCGUCGAAAUAAAAAGAAGCACCUUCCUCCUGCUGAUGUCAUCCCGAAGUAUGAUGUACCGGGUAAAGAUUGUGGCGAGCAUGGAGGCACGACGGUAAGCACCGAACAUAAAAUAGACCGAAUCGACGACAUGCUGGAUGGGGAACAUCCGAGGGAUACCAUCACCACAAACAUUGCGUUGAACGUGCGCUCCGCAGCUGUGCCACAGACCGGCACCGCUGCCAUCAGUUCGUCGCUGACAGCGCUAAAGGGUGAUACUACCACCGAUUACAGCCGUUACUCCGGGGACUUUUCCGACUCGUUAAGCCACCUCCAGUGUCAGAAGGCCAGUGGACCGGGCGGUGGUGUGGGUAGCAGCAACAACAACGGGUACGUCCCGUAUGUCAACUAUGCCCGUGACUAUAGCCCGCCGACGCAACAUCUGAUGCAGUUUAAGGCGAGCAGCAGUAGCAAUAGCAUUGGCAACACGCUCACCGGCAAACCACCGGCCAAGCCACCGAACGGCCAGCUACCGACUGGCACGAUGACACUGUCGCGAAAGCGUACCCCGGCGCCGGAUCUUACCCGACCAGCCGAAACCGGACUGCCAAGCAUCCAGAGCAGCGUGUCCUCCAUCCCGAACGGAUUAAUGAAUCAUCCCAUGCUCGGUUGCCAUAUCGGGCUGGAUACGAGGUUCGGUGCCAACUACGGUACAUUGCACGGUCGUGGCAGCAGCAGCCCGAUGCAGCUACCCCCACCCGCAACGGCCAAUCCCGCCGCGACCCCAGCUCCACCACCGUACAGUGCAACGCGCAACCAGAACUGUUUGCUCGGGCUGGGACUUACACCCGCGCCCGGCGGCACUUCCAGCAGUUUGGCCAGCAGCGGUAACAACUCGGCCUUGCUAGCCACCGGUUCCAGCAGCCCAAGUUCGACGCAGUCGGGUUCGCUAUCGCUCGCCAGCUCGCAGCUGUCGCAGGCACCAUCCAUUUCGGGCACGGGAACGAUCAGCGCACCAGGACAGCCGCAAGGCCAGCAACAGCAGCAGCAACCGAACAGCCCUCCCGGACAGUUUAUUCUUCCUUCCAGCAACACCAUCAAACCCGGCGUGCUGGCGACACACGUGUAA
Anopheles marshallii is the source of this 2814-nucleotide messenger RNA. RefSeq names its product irregular chiasm C-roughest protein-like. Gene Ontology annotation, molecular function: cell adhesion molecule binding. Gene Ontology annotation, cellular component: cell-cell junction. NCBI's taxonomy places the organism in Eukaryota, Metazoa, Arthropoda, Insecta, Diptera, Culicidae. Gene Ontology annotation, biological process: cell-cell adhesion. The coding region runs from base 1 to 2814 and encodes 937 amino acids. The record is from RefSeq and is a predicted model, not a curated record. The transcript has 8 exons.